Molecule: messenger RNA, 444 nt
Organism: Penicillium mononematosum
Lineage: Eukaryota; Fungi; Ascomycota; Eurotiomycetes; Eurotiales; Aspergillaceae
Exons: 1
Coding region: 1-444 (147 amino acids)
Source: RefSeq, a predicted model, not a curated record
AUGGCAAAAUCAACAUCAGACAUCUUCAUGAGCAUAAAACCAGGGCACAUGCAAAACAUAGCCUCAGGGUCCAAAAACCACGAAUACCGCGGCUAUCUCCUUCCGUCAAGCAUCAAGCACAUCUGGUUCUACACCACAAGCCCUAUUCAACGAAUCGAAUACGUGGCUCGUAUUUCUCCAGGUAAAAUCCCAGGAGAAGUUCCCGGCGACGGAGGUUUUGGCAAUGCGGAGUUCAAUGCCGGGUUGAAAGUAUCCAAGUACGGAUAUGAGAUUCUCGCACUGUGGAGGUUGAAGAUGCCCGUUAGCUUGGAGAAGGCCCUUGUUGAGGGAUUCUUGAAGGGCGCGCCACAGAAGUAUUGUUGGGUUUCUUUGGAUUGCUUAGGGGGGGUUUCUGCUGGAUGGGCAGGAUUUGUUGUUUUCAAAGACGGAUGGUUUGCAGUUUAG